AUGUAUUACAUCGUCUAUUUUCUAUUUGUAAUCAUUUCAUUAACAAAUGCUCAAUCAUCAUUAACAUCAAAUUCACUUUGUGCUCAAUAUUAUCCAUAUGAUGUACAACAACAACAUUGUGAAUGUGAUGAUGUAUCAGGAAAAGGAAUAUCAUUAAAAUGUAUUGGUCAUUCAUAUGUUCCACAUUUCUUACCAAAUAUUCAUUAUAAUGUAAUUGAAUUAGAAUCAUGUUCACAAGAUUUACAUAUUGGAGAUAAAACAUUUGCUGAUUUAAAUAUAAAUACAUUACGUUUACGUCAUUGUAAUUUAGUUGGUUUAAAUGAAGAAUCAUUUUCGAAAAUAAAUCAUUUAGAAAAAUUUAGUAUUGAAAAUGCAACAAUUAAUUCUUUAGUAACAUCAAGUGGAAAUUUUCAAGAUAUUUUCAAUUCAGAUUCAUUUAGAACAUUAAAAUUAUUAACAUUAAAAAAAGUUCAUUAUCAUCAAACACAUAAACAUGAUAAAAAAUUAAAUCUAGAAUUAUUAUUAAAUCAAUUAAAACAAUUAAAUCGUUUAGAAUUAAUUAAUAUUUAUAUUGAUAAUUAUCGUUAUUCAAAUUUAACAUCUAUUGGUCAAAAUUUAACAUAUUUAAAAUUAAUAAGUACACAUCAAACAAGUUUAUUACCAAUUGAACAUUUAAAAUCACUUGAACGUCUUCUUUUACUUUAUUUACCACAAAUAUUUCAUUCACAACCAUUAAUAUCAUCAAUUAAAAUGUUAAAACAUUUAAAAUAUAUUGAUUUUGGUCAUAAUAGAUUAACACAUAUAAAUGAUUUACAAUCAAAUACAAUUGAUCAAAUUGAUUUAACAUCAAAUUUAAUUGAAUAUAUUAAUGAAUAUACAUUUGAACAUUUACCUAAACUUCGUACAUUAACAUUAACUGGUAAUCCAUUACAAUAUAUUGAUAAAAAUGCUUUUUGUAAUAUUGAAAAUUUUGAAAAUUUAUAUAUCAAUACUCAUAAAUUAAAUAACGUAUCACCAUUAGAUAAUUGUAUAUUAUUAAGUCAUCCAAAUUUAGCUAUAGCACAAGAUAGUCAAACAAAAUUUCAAUGUGAUUGUCAAUUAAUGAAUAUAUAUCUAUUACAAAAAAGACAAACAAAAGAAAUUAAUCGUUUAUUUAAAUCAAGUCAUGCUUGUAUUGUAACAAAUAAUACAUUAUUACAAUCACUUUAUUAUGAACAAUUAGUAAAUCAUUUAAAUUCACCAAUACAUAUACAUGAAUUAGAAAAUUACUUAAAUUGUUCGUUGGAUGAUAAAUGUGAUCGUUUAUGUCAAGAAAGAAAAAUAACAACAACAUUAGCACCUAUACAAACACAUAAAACAAACGUUAUGAUACCGAAAACAAAUACAUCUUUAUCAACAUCUUUAUAUUCAUUUUUUUCAUACAUACUUUUUUUGUUGUUAUUAGCUUUUUUGUAUUUGUAA
Messenger RNA from Rotaria sp. Silwood1, 1461 nucleotides. NCBI's taxonomy places the organism in Eukaryota, Metazoa, Rotifera, Eurotatoria, Philodinida, Philodinidae. The record is from the annotation of a GenBank genome assembly.